GCAGUGAUUAGCACGAGGUUUGACGUGUCACUCUCAAGAUCUAACGUUAACACACUCCUGUCGCUGUUCAACGAUGUAGUAGGCUAAUAUAUUCCUAGCCCUAGAAUUCAAAAGAAUAUUUAUUUCUGAAGACUCGUGCUUCCAAGGGAAGCAUGGUCUGCACUAACGACACCUACGUCAUCCCAUGAAGAAUGGCUUUGGUGGCGGCGGAAGGAGGUCGUCAAGAGCAGCCCCUCUCUUUCGCUGCACCGGCAGCUCCUGCUCGGGAGAAAGAUGCAGCUAGAUCGUCUGGAGUUGAAUCGGAGAAGAGGACCGAGUCUCAGCCCCAUGUUCCUAAGUCACAUUCCCAUGGAAAGCCGACGAAGACUUUCAAGAUUAUUGUGAUUGGGGAUUCCAAUGUUGGAAAGACUUGCUUGACUUUUCGGUUUUGUAAUGGCAGAUUCCCCAGCAAAACUGAAGCCACAAUCGGAGUGGAUUUCAGGGAAAAGGUGAUUCUGGUCAACGGUGAACCUAUAAAGCUUCAGCUAUGGGACACCGCCGGGCAGGAGCGUUUCCGGAAGUCAAUGGUUCCUCAUUACUACAGGAAUGUACAUGCCGUAGUGUUCGUGUAUGACAUCACAAAAAUUCAGACUUUCGAGAGUCUGCCCACCUGGAUAGAGGAGUGCAACAAGCAUCAGCUUACAUACGAGAUCCCUCGUAUUCUGGUAGGGAACAAGUGCGACUGCAAGGAAACUUCCCAGAUUUCUACUCAGAGGGCCCAGAGAUUCGCCGACGUACACAACAUGCCCUGGUUCGAGACCUCGGCGAAGGACGACAGCCAGAGCGACCACGUGGAGUCGAUCUUCCUGACGCUGGCGGUGAAGCUCCGCAACUCCCGGCCCAUGCUCCCCGAGUACAACCUCCACCUGAACGAGGACGCGAUGAGGCCGGCGGACGUGAUCUCGGUGCGGCGGUCCCUGGAGUCGGCGGAUGCGCUCAAGGCCAGCGAGGGACUGUGUGCGUGCUAGGGGGAGUCGGCACCGGGUUUGUGAUAAUUCCGUCGGGUGCUAAGGUCUCGGUCAGGUUGUCCUCGACUUUACUCCUUUAUACUAUAUUUAUCAGGCAAAAGUCAUUUAUUAUGUUUAAAAGUUCUUGAUUUUUGAUUCACGGGUGCUCUGGGAUGUGCUUGAAAAAUAGUAUCACGAUGAUUGAUGAGUGUCUCAUUCACGACUUAAUGGCUCUUGGGUGCACGAAAACAGUAUUUGCAAUGAGAAAAUGCUGUUUGAAUUUAAAAGGUAUGGGUAUUCAACCAAGAGCAUGCUGGUUAAAAUGUUUCUUCCAAUUUGAUAUGCUUUAAUAAGUUUUAGAAUUUUUUAUGUACAAUAAAUAUAAUGUUGAUCGAUUAUUACCAAUGGGAAAAGUGCAAUAAAUGCCCUAAUAAGCGAUGGUUGCACAGAUGGCUCUUCUGUCCUCGAAAUCCAGUCCAAUGAAGCAGAG
Darwinula stevensoni is the source of this 1476-nucleotide messenger RNA. Lineage: Eukaryota; Metazoa; Arthropoda; Ostracoda; Podocopida; Darwinulidae. The record is from the annotation of a GenBank genome assembly.